AUGACUGAUAGAAUGGAUACUAGUAUGGAAUAUCCAUCAUUUGAUCUUCAAUCAAUUCAUGUUUCAUUUGAGGAACGACGUUGGUUAGUAAAACAAAGAUAUUUACAUAAGUUAGAUAAUUUAAUACAACCAAUUGUUGAUCUUCAAAAAGCGAUUCAGCACUAUGACCAAUUUUCUAUCAUAUCAACAUCAUUAUCAUCUUCAUCUAUGAUACCAAUAGUACGCUUGGAUGAUGAACAUCCUCUAUAUUAUUCAUCUGUUGUGAAUGGUUGUACAGAUAAUCAAAUUGAUCAAUUUCGUCUUCAUAAUCAACAAAUGUUUCAAUUAAUAUUUAAUGAUUUAUCUACUAAUUUAAAUUAUCGUAUAUUCAUUAUUAUAAUCGAAGGAUUUAUUUUUUAUUCAUCUCAAACAGCAAAACAAUAUAACUCAAGUAUAACACAUGAAAUGCAUAGAUGUUUAUCAUCAUUUGAUACAUAUAUACGAUCACGUUCAUCAAAAUUAACUAGUCUUUUAUCAUUCUUAACUAAAUUAUCGAUAUCAUCUUAUACAAUUGUUCAUACAAAUAAUGAAAAUAAUGUUGGCAUACUUUUUCAAGUAUUACCUAAAGUUCAUUAUUUUUUAACUCCAACAACACCGUAUAAUUCAAUAAUAGCUGUUGAUCAAUAUGCUAAACAUAUUAUUUCACCUGAAGAACUUCGUUUUAUUGAUUAUACUAUGAAUAUAAACAAUAAAUCUGAUUCAAGAUCUGUUGUACUUCAAUCACCAACUUAUACAUCUCCAAAUGUAACACUUCCUUUUAAUGGACCACUAGGAGGAAAAAAUGGAUCGUUGACACCAUUUCCUCUUCUUUUUCAAGUUUAUCAUUCAUUACCAAUUAUAUAUCCAUAUGAUAAUAAUAUGGUAUAUAGUCAAAAAUAUCCUACAUUUUGGACGGGUAAUGUGCAUACUAAUGAAAAUAGUGAUGCUUUAUUUCAAGUAAUUACACUUGAUACAAAUUCACCAGAAUUUUUAUUUGUUCAACGAUUAUUUUAUAAAACAGUUUCUGAAACAGAUAUUAAAAUUGCAGUAAUUGAACGUAUAGAAAAUGCUCAUUUAUGGGAAAAAUUUUGUUCACAUCGUUCAUAUAUGCGACGAAAAAAUGGACUUAAACAUCUCAAUGAAAAUUGGUUCUUUCAUGGAACAAAAUCUGACAAUCAUCAUCAUAUAAUAUCGCAUGGUUUUAAUCGUUCAUAUUGCCGUGAUCAUGUUUUUUAUGGUCGUGGUGUUUAUUUUAGUCGUUAUGCAUGUUAUUCAUGUCAUUAUAGUGAUCGUCAAGAUUUAUCUUUUCUUUUUUUAUGUCGUGUACUUGUUGGUCAUCAUACACCUGGUAGUAAUGAUAUUCGUGUACCACCAACAAUUACUUUAUCAAAUGGAAAAUCUAUUCAAGCAGAUUCAACAACGGAUGAAAAAAUUCCAUAUACAAUUGUUUGUACAUUUCAUGAUGAUCAAAAUUAUCCAGAAUAUAUCAUAACAUAUAUGAAUAAAGUGAAUCAACAGUAA
Molecule: messenger RNA, 1539 nt
Organism: Rotaria sp. Silwood1
Lineage: Eukaryota; Metazoa; Rotifera; Eurotatoria; Philodinida; Philodinidae
Source: the annotation of a GenBank genome assembly